Molecule: messenger RNA, 2486 nt
Organism: Siniperca chuatsi (mandarin fish)
Lineage: Eukaryota; Metazoa; Chordata; Actinopteri; Centrarchiformes; Sinipercidae
Gene: tmeff2a
Product: transmembrane protein with EGF-like and two follistatin-like domains 2a
Exons: 10
Coding region: 591-1736 (381 amino acids)
Molecular function (GO): protein binding
Source: RefSeq, a predicted model, not a curated record
AGAGAGAGAGAGACCAACUCGCGGAGACUCUGAACGCACCGCACAUUGUCGGCUCGCGGGAGGACCGUUCCGCACGUGCGGGAGAGCUGCUCGUUUCACCCGUGGAUACUAUUACACAGCUGCCGUCGUCUCCAAACCCCGUCCGUGGGAUACUCUGGCUACAUCAUCUCAGUUUUACAGUUGUAUUACUUCCUUUUGUAUCACUCCUUUUUUUUCUUUCCCACAUUUCGCCCCCUCGCCUCAUCUUUGAGCAUCCUCCCCUUCUCGCAAGUCUUCCUGCCUGCCUGGCUAACUUUUCCACCCGACUCCAUCCCACACAACCUCCUCCAUCGCUCACCAACCCUAGGCAGUCCCUCCACCCCCACCCCUCCACCCCCAGUCCUCCUCUUAUUGCAGCAGCCUUCCCUGGAUCGGGCGGAACCCAUUUGGUCAGUCUACACGGGGCACUGCUACAUGGGGCGCACGGUCUCGCUCGGAAAAUGGUCUGCUGUCGGUCUCUAGGCGCCCCGUUGAACCUGCCGGGAUUGGAGUUGUCGGUGCGCGUCUGCGUCUCUUUCCCUCCUCGCCUGUGCUGCCGGGGCCAGUGAGAUAUGGGUCUCUCUGUGGCGGCGCAGGCACCGCUCGACGAACCCCGACGGCUGCGUCAGUGGAGCGGGACGGCGGGAGGCUGGCUCAGGAUCACCCUCGUCUCGUUUCUCGCCACUUUACCUGUGGAGCAGCUGCGCGCCUUCCCCUCCUCCCUCAGCGACUGCCAGACGCCGACCGGCUGGAACUGCUCCGGUUUUGAUGACCGGGACACAGACCUGUUCUUGUGCGACACCAACACAUGCAAGUUUGAUGGGGAGUGUCUAAGAAUUGGGAACAUGGUGACAUGCAUUUGUGACUUCAAGUGCAACAAUGACUAUGCCCCAGUGUGCGGCUCCAACAAUCAGAACUACCAGAACGAGUGUUUCCUGCGCAGGGAUGCCUGCAAGCAGCAGUCUGAAGUACUUAUUACGUCAGAAGGCGCCUGUCCUGCUGAUGCCGGCUCAGGAUCAGGAGACGAUGAUGGAGAGGGCUCAGCCGAGGCAGGGCAGAAGGAAACGUCCACCUGUGAUAUUUGCCAGUUUGGGGCUGAGUGUGAUGUCGACGCAGAGGAUGUUUGGUGUGUUUGCAACAUCGACUGUUCCCACAUCAGCUUCAACCCGGUGUGUGCCUCAGACGGUCGUUCCUAUGACAACCCCUGCCAGGUGAAGGAGGCGUCCUGUCAGAAGCAGGAACGCAUCGAGGUCAAGUACCUGGGCCACUGUCAAGGCGACAUCAUAACUGGGAACAAAGGCGGAGAUGGCCACUUUGCACGGACCGACCUCACAGAGGAAAAAGAGGAUCAGAGGAACGGGCUGGCCCGCGGCUUGUACAUCCCCUGUCCAGAUCACUACAAAAACUACUGCGUCCACGGAGAGUGUCAGUUCCCCAGUAUCCUGGCCCAGCCCUCCUGCAGCUGUCACUCGGGUUUCAGAGGCCCCCAGUGUGACAUCAAAGAGUACAACGUGCUCUAUGUGGUGCCAGGCUCUGGCAAACUGCACUAUGUCCUCAUCGCCUCUAUCAUUGGAGCGCUCCAGGUGGUCAUCAUCUGUGUGGUGGUGCUCUGCAUUACCAGGAAGUGCCCACGGACCAAUAGGAUCAACCGGCAGAAGCAGAACAAUGUCCACUUCAGUUCAGAGAACACCAUGCGCGCCUCCACUCGACUUAUCUGAGCCCAGACACACCGGACAGAGUCCCCCUCCACUUUAUGGAGCACUGCGGCGUUACAUGUUCCCCCUUGUAGGCCAACCCCUGAAAAUUAGGAUCUGCUUCCCCUCACUCCUUGCCCUCUCUCCCAGUAUGAACUUUAAGAAUGUCCAGGGAGGAUGGUGGCAUAGCAAAGACAGAGCUGGCGUACCAGCCAGUGAUGAGGCCCACGGGUGGGGUAAUGUUGUCAUCAGUCUCCGCCGCCGCCAACCCCCGAGUUGCCCGAUGUGUCUCCUUGCUUGCACCUUGUCACUUCCGCCCAGGGUUUUUCUGAAAAACUGAACCACAAGGUGUUGGGUGGGGGGCGAUGAGGAUACUGAAUAUGAGUGUGUGUGUGUGUGAAUGUGUAUUAGAUGUGUGAGCUUUGGUAGAGGCAGGCUAGCCAGUGUCUGUCGUUUGUAGAUGAGGGGUUAAAGCAAAUCGGGGUAGUGCAAAAAGCAGGGUAACAGGCUUUAAAUGAGGUGUGUGUUGUUUGGUCUGGGAGGGGGGGUGGUGGGGUGGGAGGGGGAUUCGGGGCUACACGUGAUGCCUUGCACCUUGUGUUAUAGGAGACCUUUGACAGAGGGCACAAUGUUAUGAUAGAGCUCUCUGUUCGGUUGUGACGAUGACGUCAGCUUCUGUAUCUUGGGUUCUCUUUACAAUAGUUAUUACUACAUUGUCUUGAUGGGGUCAUUUUUCUGUAAAUGUAAAUAAAUAAUUUAUAUCACGAAAUGUAA